Messenger RNA from Gekko japonicus, 1787 nucleotides. RefSeq names its product runt-related transcription factor 1; translocated to, 1 (cyclin D-related) (gene RUNX1T1). Bases 60 to 1787 code for a protein of 575 amino acids. The record is from RefSeq and is a predicted model, not a curated record. Gene Ontology annotation, biological process: DNA-templated transcription; negative regulation of DNA-templated transcription. Gene Ontology annotation, cellular component: nucleus. The transcript is spliced from 11 exons. Gene Ontology annotation, molecular function: transcription corepressor activity. NCBI's taxonomy places the organism in Eukaryota, Metazoa, Chordata, Lepidosauria, Squamata, Gekkonidae.
AAGCUGUUAGGCCCUUACAACUUGAGACAGCAGAGGAUCUUGAACUGGUGAUCCAAAAUAUGUCAGAUCGCAUCGAGAAGCAUUCCACAAUGCCAGACUCACCUGUGGAUGUGAAGACACAAUCCAGGCUGACGCCUCCAACAAUGCCACCUCCUCCCACUACCCAAGGAGCCCCAAGAACCAGUUCUUUCACACCCACAACGUUAACCAAUGGCACAAGCCAUUCACCAACGGCACUGAAUGGGGCUCCCUCACCACCUAAUGGCUUUAGUAACGGGCCCUCCUCAUCGUCCUCAUCCUCUUUGGCCAAUCAGCAGUUACCACCAGCUUGUGGAGCUCGGCAGCUGAGCAAACUGAAGAGAUUUCUUACAACUUUGCAGCAGUUUGGCAAUGACAUUUCACCAGAAAUUGGGGAGAGGGUGCGUACCCUUGUACUAGGACUUGUGAAUUCUACUUUGACAAUUGAAGAAUUUCAUUCCAAACUGCAAGAAGCUACUAACUUCCCACUGCGACCUUUUGUCAUCCCAUUUUUGAAGGCCAAUCUGCCCCUGCUACAGCGGGAGCUCCUGCACUGUGCAAGGCUGGCCAAGCAGAACCCCGCCCAGUACCUCGCUCAACAUGAGCAGCUGCUUCUGGAUGCCAGCACCACCUCACCUGUUGACUCCUCAGAGCUGCUUCUCGAUGUGAACGAAAACGGGAAGAGGCGAACUCCAGACAGAACCAAAGAAAAUGGCUUUGACAGAGAGCCUUUGCACUCAGAGCAUCCAAGCAAGCGGCCCUGCACUAUUAGCCCAGGCCAGCGGUACAGUCCAAAUAAUGGCUUGUCUUACCAGCCCAAUGGUCUGCCUCACCCUACCCCGCCUCCACCUCAGCAUUACCGUUUGGAUGAUAUGGCCAUUGCCCACCACUACAGGGACUCAUACAGACACCCCAACCACAGGGACCUCAGGGACAGAAACAGACCUAUGGGGUUGCAUGGCACGCGUCAAGAAGAAAUGAUUGACCAUAGGCUAACAGACAGAGAAUGGGCAGAAGAAUGGAAACACCUUGACCAUCUCUUAAACUGCAUCAUGGACAUGGUGGAAAAAACGAGGCGCUCUCUCACUGUGCUACGGCGAUGUCAGGAAGCUGAUCGGGAAGAACUCAAUUACUGGAUACGGCGGUACAGUGAUGCGGAAGAUUUAAAAAAAGGCAGUGGUAGUAAUCAUUCCAGGCAGCAGAGUCCAGUGAAUCCAGAUCCAGUCCCUUUAGAUUCACAUCGGGAAUUCCUUCACAGGCCUGCUUCUGGAUAUGUGCCAGAAGAGAUCUGGAAGAAAGCUGAGGAAGCAGUCAAUGAAGUAAAACGUCAAGCGAUGACUGAAUUGCAGAAGGCAGUGUCGGAGGCAGAACGGAAAGCCCAUGACAUGAUCACUACAGAGAGAGCUAAAAUGGAGCGCACGGUAGCUGAGGCCAAGCGACAGGCUGCAGAAGAUGCACUAGCUGUGAUCAACCAGCAAGAAGAUUCUAGUGAGAGUUGCUGGAACUGUGGCCGUAAAGCUAGUGAAACCUGCAGUGGUUGCAACACAGCACGAUACUGUGGCUCAUUUUGCCAACAUAAGGACUGGGAGAAGCACCAUCACAUCUGUGGACAGACACUUCAAGCCCAGCAGCAAGGAGAGACACCAGCAGUCAGCUCCUCAGCAACAUCCAAUAGUGGAGCCGGGAGCCCCAUUGAUACACCACCAGCAGCUACUCCUCGGUCAACCACUCCUGGAACCCCAUCCACCAUAGAGACAACUCCUCGCUAA